Molecule: messenger RNA, 840 nt
Organism: Aspergillus tanneri
Lineage: Eukaryota; Fungi; Ascomycota; Eurotiomycetes; Eurotiales; Aspergillaceae
Exons: 5
Coding region: 1-840 (279 amino acids)
Source: RefSeq, a predicted model, not a curated record
AUGUUUAUUACACGCCACUACUGGGGCCUGGCGAUUCGCGAAACAAGGACGGAUUCAACAAGCUCAAGGGAACGAGAGACUUGGCAAGGACGGUGCAGUCUCAGUUCGAAGCCUACAUUGCAGGACUAUCCAUACCAGACCUCUCGGGCUGGCGACGGGUCAUUGGUUUACUGGAUCUCCCAAAGGGAAAGCGCACAGUCGGACGAGCGAGUCUGGGUCCCCGUCCGGAGUGUUUGCGCACUCAAUGACGAGCCUAAUCAGAUACGCUUCGGGCUUGUGCCUCCAGACCCACACGUCAAAGCACAUACGUCCAAGGCGACCUUUAACAGGCUUGACGAAAUCAUGGACUUCUGUCCAGUAUUCUUUGAUAGGUGGAUUACGAAUGACACCCGCCGCACACAGAGCGGUCUGCAUUACCGAAAUCUGCAUGUUAGCAUCGGCUCAAGCCCGACUAACGACCAGAAAAGGGCUGCUAAAAGAUUAGUAACUGAGGCUGACUUCACCGGCCCCGAGCCCCGGGCUACUAAAUGGCUAUCUGACUUCUUGGUAUUAACCUUGAUCCACGAGUCAACGCAUGCCAUAGCGUUCGUUGGUGAGGGCAAUGCACUAAUCGAUUUGAGUUGCAAAGAUGAGGCAGGAAACGUGAUAGCUCUUUCGACUUUCCCUCCUUGUAUGGCGCAAAUCGCCAAGGGAACAAACGGGUUCGAUGCAGCAGGGAACCGGCAGGGGGGGCACAAGGACGCAGAAGCGUUUGCGAUGUACGCCAUGGCCACAUGGGUUAACGCUGUGUCUUGGUUCAAGGGAUAUAUGCCAAAGGAUAGGGAGACUUAUAAGGGAUAA